This is a messenger RNA of Sinocyclocheilus grahami, 770 nucleotides long. Its product is annotated as vesicle-associated membrane protein 2-like. Gene Ontology annotation, cellular component: membrane. Lineage: Eukaryota; Metazoa; Chordata; Actinopteri; Cypriniformes; Cyprinidae. The transcript has 4 exons. Gene Ontology annotation, biological process: vesicle-mediated transport. The coding region runs from base 416 to 739 and encodes 107 amino acids. The record is from RefSeq and is a predicted model, not a curated record.
CUCUCAUCCCCUCCCCUUCUCUCUCACUCAGGCAUACAUACACUUUCAUGCAGAGACUGGAGGACAAUUUUUUCCCCCUCGCCCAGGUCGUUUUAAACCGUUCUAGUGAAGCGUUUAUCAUGCUAAUGUCUCUUGGUUUACUGCUAUUUCAACAGCCUAACAAAAUUUGAAGCCUGUCAUUUUAAUUAAGUCGUCGCUUGACUGCGUAUAUAUAUAUAUAUAUAUUAUUUUUUUUCCAAUACAUGCUCUUUUAGGAGGAUAUAUAGUCGCAUCCAGUCUGAAAAACUGCAGGAAGCUCUUCAUACGGAAGACAGGAUUUGUGUUUCGAGGCUUUAGUCGCCUGAGGCGCUUUCGCUCUCUCUCUCUCUGCAUCCUUGGUGACGACAGUCUGUUUUAUUAAGCACCUGCCAGCAAAAUGUCUGCCCCAGAUGCCAAUGCAAGCCCUGGAGCCCCAGAGGGUGAAGGGGGCCCACCCGCCCCACCCAACCUCACCAGCAACCGUCGUCUCCAGCAGACACAGGCCCAAGUGGAUGAGGUGGUUGAUAUCAUGCGUGUGAAUGUGGACAAGGUUCUGGAAAGAGAUCAGAAGCUAUCAGAACUGGACGACCGGGCAGACGCGCUGCAGGCCGGAGCAUCGCAGUUUGAGAGCAGCGCUGCUAAACUGAAAAACAAGUACUGGUGGAAGAAUAUGAAGGUGCGAUUUGACUGUAGAUGCUGGGUUGGGUUUAUUUACAUCUAGAAUCCUUGUUCUCAGGUCCUAUUUUAUUUCA